AGAAGAUAAACAAGAGCAACGUCAACAUUUUGUAGAGGAAGUCCGAUUAGUGUUUUCAGUAUAUGCUAUUAAAGUAACAGACUUUCUGAUAAAAUCAGAGACUUGACAACGAGUGUGGAUUUAAUAUGCUGCCAUCUAUGUGUGAAAAGUUUAGCUCAGCAAAUUGUAAUUUAAUCAUGAGACAUUGCCUCUUAUAGGUAACUACUUCAAUUUGUAGGUCAGUAGCGUAGUUUACAUUACGUGAAAAAGGUGUAACAAAUUUCACAUUGUAUAUUCCUGUUUAUAAUGAUGGGGGAAAUCUUGAGGAGCUAAGGAAAUUGCUGGGGCAAAAUAGCAGUUAUUUUUCUCUAUGGCUUUGGUGAGGUACAAAGUCUAUUUGUAGUUCGAUGUCGCGAAUAGAUGGCGCUAGAGAAGUUCCAGUGUUGCCAUCUGUGAACGUCGAUUGCGAUCUUGACCUCCCGAAUCUUUAUUUCUAUCAGUUGCAUUCCCUGUGGAUCUGACAUGAAUCGUGCCCGUGUGUGUUGAGGUCGAAGAGUAGAUCGGGAUUUGCCCACUUUAUAUCAAAUCCAAAUAAAUGAUUACAUUUUUAUCCUAUUAACCAUCCAAGGAAAUAGAUAUACUUUGAUCCCUGCAUCCUAAAACAUGGCUAUCCCGUCAAGAAUACUCACAAGAUUGUUCGAUGGUUUGAAAGUUGCCAACGCAAUCCGUUUCAACAGUUAUGAAGCGACUAGGAAAAAUCUGAAACUGAACUCGCAAAGUAAGGUUAUCUGCCAAGGAUUUACUGGAAAACAAGGCACUUUUCACAGUAAACAGGCCAUCGAAUAUGGCACAAGAAUGGUUGGGGGCGUUUCUCCAGGCAAAGGGGGCAAGACACAUCUAGAUCUACCUGUCUUCAAUAGUGUUAAGGAGGCAAAGGACGCAACUGGUUGCGAUGCAACAGUCAUUUAUGUCCCUCCGCCUGGAGCUGCAGCUGCAAUCCUUGAAGCCAUCGACGCCGAGGUGCCCCUGAUCGUCUGUAUAACAGAAGGUAUCCCUCAACAUGACAUGGUGCGUGUCAAACAUAAACUAAUCAGGCAAAAUAAGUCCAGACUUAUCGGUCCUAACUGCCCUGGAAUCAUAGCUCCCGAGCAAUGCAAGAUCGGUAUUAUGCCGGGGCAUAUUCACCAGAAAGGCAUCGUAGGGGUAGUUUCCAGGUCUGGAACCCUGACAUACGAGGCGGUGCACCAAACUACACAAGUAGGCCUUGGCCAGACGCUCUGUGUUGGUAUUGGAGGAGACCCGUUCAACGGAACCGAUUUCAUCGACUGCCUUGAGGUAUUUUUGAAUGACUCUGACACCAAAGGUAUUAUUCUCAUUGGAGAGAUUGGCGGUGUAGCUGAAGAAAAUGCUGCGGAAUAUCUUAUGAAGCACAACUCCGGUCCUAACAAAAAGCCAGUAGUUUCAUUCAUCGCUGGUCUGUCAGCUCCUCCAGGACGUCGUAUGGGUCAUGCUGGUGCUAUCAUAUCAGGAGGUAAAGGAGGGGCUCAGGAUAAGAUAAAUGCCCUCGAAAAGGCUGGUGUUAUUGUAACGAAGUCUCCCGCUCAGAUGGGUACCGAGUUGCUGAAGGAGAUGCGUCGUUUAAACCUUGCUUAAGGGGUUAACUAAUUUAUAAUUCGAGAUAAGAAGAGGCAAAUAUACACGUCGCCAAUGAAUAGUGGAAUUUCGCCUUUGAAUGUUGAAAUAUUUAAGUUGCUUUACGUAUAUCUAUAUGUAUAUUCCAAAAUUUUUCUUGUUAGUAAAAUUUUGUUUUCUUAUC
This is a messenger RNA of Acanthoscelides obtectus, 1795 nucleotides long. The record is from the annotation of a GenBank genome assembly. Lineage: Eukaryota; Metazoa; Arthropoda; Insecta; Coleoptera; Chrysomelidae.